GUCCACGUGUCGACUGGUGACCCGGCCCGUGUAGUGCUCCUCACGAGAUUCUGGUCUACCCUCCCUGUUUUUAGUUAAGAAGCUAUUGCUCCAUCCCAUCUCUCGUAGUAGUCCGCCCCAACUUUGAUUGCACUUUUAACUGAUUUGAUUUGAUUGAAUCAUUCAUCAGAACCUCAAGAAACUCGAACCCUUUUGUGGUGUUCCCUGUUGCUUUGAUUCGAUGGGCUAGUACAAUCAUCAGCGUCUAAUAAUAUAAGUUGUCAUAUCAUCUUUGGCUGGAGCUGCUGCUGCUGCUGCUGCUUAUUCAUUCGUUCGUCCAAUCAAUCAAUCAAUCCAAUACAAUCCCACAUGCAAAUCUUCCACUCCCGAGUCCCAUCCAUUCAUCUGUGGAAUUCUCUUUUCCUGCUUCGCUUUUGACUUUCUAGUGAGUCACUAUAUAUCUUCCCGGACCAGUCGCCAGUCAGAGGCGAUGAUGGCAUCGAUACGAUGUCGUCGCUUGCCUGUCUUAUUAUUUUUGUCUUUUUCCUCCAUUCUUGGAGUUACCGACGCUAGCGCCGGGGAUGCUGAUCCGAUUUACGGAGCUUGUGUUGAACAAUGUGAGAAGACUGGAUGCGUGGGUGGAAAAUGCUUUCAGCACUGUAAUUUUUCCAAUGGUAACUCCAUUGAUGGUCCAUGGUAUCUCCAGGAGCCACUUUAUUUAAGGUGGAAAAGAUGGGACUGCCAAAGUGACUGCAGAUACCAAUGCAUGCUUGCCAGAGAAGAAGAAAGGAAAGAGCUUGGUUACAAGCCCGUGAAAUAUCAUGGGAAAUGGCCUUUCCGUCGUGUGUACGGAAUCCAGGAACCUGUUUCUGUGGCAUUAUCUGUCCUUAAUCUUGCAAUACAGUUCCAUGGCUGGGUUUCAUUUUUCAUCCUUGUAAAUUACAAGCUACCUUUUAGCCCAAGCAAAAAGACAUACUAUGAGUACACUGGCUUGUGGCAUAUCUACGCAAUGUUGGCAAUGAACUCCUGGUUCUGGAAUGCUGUUUUUCACAGUCGUGAUGUGGAGUUAACAGAGAAGCUGGACUACUCAUCUGCUGUGGCAUUACUUGGAUAUUCUCUUCUUUUGGCUAUAUUGCGAGUUUUCAAUAUCAGAGAUGAGGCUGCCAGGGUGAUGGUUGCUGCACCUGUUAUUGCUUUUCUGACAACCCAUAUCUUGUAUUUGAACAUUUAUCAGCUUGACUAUGGCUUGAACAUGAAAGUUUGUGUGGCCUUGGGAGUUACGCAGCUACUGUUGUGGGCUGUAUGGGCAAGUGUUAGUCAACAUCCUUCCCGCUGGAAGUUGUGGCUGGUGGUGGCUGGUGGAGCUAUUGGCAUGCUUUUGGAGAUAUUUGACUUCCCUCCUUACUGGGGAUUUGUUGAUGCCCAUGCUCUUUGGCAUGCCACCACCAUUCCGCUCACCUACCUUUGGUGGAGUUUUGCUAAAGAUGACAGCGAGUUCAGGACAUCGAUUCUCGUGAAGAAGAUAAAGUAGAGCAUUGGAAGGCAUAUCCUCAGUGGCUAAUAUAUUGUAUCGAUAUACGACCUGCUCAGUUUUUCUGUUUAAUCCUUCAAAGAUGUCUUCCUUUUUUGCUUGCAUUCUAGCAAUUCUCUGAAAUGCUUAUCGAUGCAAGUUUCUUUGCUUUGAAUUUCAGUAGAUUAAUGUAAAAGAUGCAUUGUUUUUUUCCACGUGGAUAUGUAAUGGGGUUGUAAUUGCUUUAUUUAAAAGUGCAGUUUUGUUAUGUUCCUCUUGUAACUGUUGCUGCCUCAGAGAAACCUUUAAUUUAGUCAUGCAUCACACUCGCUUUUAAAACCGAGUGCUGGCUAGUGAAUGCUGAAAAUCUUUUUGUC
Messenger RNA from Coffea eugenioides, 1866 nucleotides. RefSeq names its product post-GPI attachment to proteins factor 3-like. Gene Ontology annotation, biological process: GPI anchor biosynthetic process. NCBI's taxonomy places the organism in Eukaryota, Viridiplantae, Streptophyta, Magnoliopsida, Gentianales, Rubiaceae. The transcript is spliced from 5 exons. The coding region runs from base 470 to 1510 and encodes 346 amino acids. Gene Ontology annotation, cellular component: endoplasmic reticulum membrane. The record is from RefSeq and is a predicted model, not a curated record. Gene Ontology annotation, molecular function: hydrolase activity, acting on ester bonds.